CAGACUGUUCCAAAUUCAGUUUCGGAAUUAUAUCGCCGAGAUUUCGCCGAGCGCGCCAUUUAAACCGAAAGUGUGCUUAUGGACAAAAGUUACUACUUGGAUAUGUAAAGGACUUGUGUUCGACAGUGUUUUGUGGCAUUGUGAAAUAUAAUUAAAAAAGUGACUUAUUAAUAAAAAUGAUUGACGACGUCCAAAAAUGAAGUGAAAGAUAUUGAUGAAACGAUAUUUAAAGAAAAUGGGUACACUUAUUCGAAAUAUUGUGAAAUGUGGAAUAUACGCCUUCUUUUUAAUGGUCCAUAUGCCGAUACUGAAAGGAGAAGAAUAUGCUUACUGUCCGAGUUUAUCGAAUAAUCCUCUUUGUCCGUGUAAUAAAUAUAGAGGAGAAUUAUUUUUGGAGUGUCCAAGUGCUACUUCCAGCGUUGUUAAGAAUGUACUGACAAAGAUAAAAGGAAUUAUUCAUUCGUUAUCGAUAUAUAAUUUAGAACGUUCGACGACAGAAUUGAGCAGGGAUUUCUUUCCUUCCCACACAAAAAUUAAACAUUUAAAAAUUACAAAGACUGGCAUAAAUAAAAUUAACCCCAAUGCUUUUACGUCAUUACGUAAUUCGCUGAAAUCGUUAAGUGUAAUUGGCAGCAAAUUAAGCAAAAUUCCGUAUGAAUCUAUUUUCAAGCUAUUUAACAUUGAAGCGCUUGAUUUUCAAUUCAAUGACAUUAAAUAUAUUCAAGCAAAUACUUUUAAAGAUCUGAAAAUAAAAGAAAUCAACUUGAGUGGUAACAAAAUAGCUAAUAUUUCUGAUUAUGCAUUCCAGACAUUAGAUGAAAUCUUAAUUGAGAUAGACAUGAAUGAAAAUUUUUUGGAAACAUUUCCUUUACAGCCUCUUGGAAAUUUAAGUAAACUAAUAAAACUUAAAUUAGCUUCGAACAAAAUAAAUUCAAUUCCUGAAAACAUCAAUGUUACUAUACCUAACCUAUCAAAUCUAGAUUUAAGUUCAAACUUGUUUACCAAAAUAGAUAAAAAUUGGUUUAAGAGUAUGCCUAAUAUAAAAAUCUUAAUUUUGAUGAGUAAUGAAAUUCAUGAAAUACCUGAAGACGCAUUUACUUAUUUAUUCAAUAUAGAAAUAAUAGAUUUAAGCAAAAAUAAAAUUGUAAAUGUAGGAAAAAAUACUUUCAGCAAAAACUUAAAUAUAGGCUCUAUUGAUUUAAGUUAUAAUCAUUUACACCAUAUAAAUGGUUUAUUCAGUAAUCUUAAGCAACUUUAUGAGGUAUUAUUAUUCGAAAACAAUAUUUUCGAAAUACCGAAUGAUGCAUUUAACAACACAGUGGGAUUAAAAGUUCUUAACAUAGAACAUAAUGCUAUACAAUUGCUACGUCCAAACUGUUUCGAUUCAUUACAAAAUCUAACGAUGCUGCACAUGGGAUCAAAUUUUAUAAAAGUACUUCCAAAGAAUAUAUUCAGCUUUAAUCGUGAACUUACAAUUAUAAGCUUAGAUAGAAAUAAAAUUCAAGAUUUAGAUGUUUCAGUAUUUGAAAAUUUGGUCGUCAUUAAAGCAAUAAGAUUACAAAAUAAUGAAUUAAGUCAUAUCAAACGAAAUGUAUUUAGCCCACUUUCAGAACUCUCAGAAUUAUUUUUGCAAGACAAUGUAAUUAAAAAUAUUGAUUCUCAUGCUUUUAUUACACUACGGAAGAUUCAGACUCUUAAUUUGGAGAAUAAUAAUUUAACCACGAUAGGCGAUAUUUUUCCGAAUGGAAAUUCUUCAUUAAUAUCCUUACAACUAAAUAAUAAUUAUAUAUCCUUGUUGAAAAAUAGCUCCCUUAGAAGUCAAACAAAUUUAGAGAUUUUGUGGCUAACAGAAAAUAAGUUAAAAGUUUUGACAACUACUUUGUUUAGUGACUUAUUUAAUAUAUUAACAUUAUUGUUACAAAAUAACAGUAUAAUGCAUAUUGAAAAUAGAACAUUUAUGCAUCUUAAGAAAAUAAUGUUAUUAGAUAUAAGUUAUAACAAAAUAAAUGACAUAAGUAAUGAAACAUUUUACAAUCUUGUAACGUUGGAACAACUGUUCCUAAAGAAUAAUAACAUUAAAUAUGUGGCAUGGGAUGCAUUUAAAUAUUUAAUAAAACUUCAAACAUUAGAUUUAUCAGAAAACAAGAUUAUUGUUCUAGAUUUCAAUAUUUCUUCCUUAUCUUUUAAGCAAAUAUGGCUUAACCAAAAUUUUAUAUCUUUAAUUGAUGAAAAGUCAUUACAGACACUGCAAAAUUUAAAUGAAAUCGAACUAAAAAACAAUGUACUUACAUGGGAAGAUAUUAUUUGCAUUCGAAUACUGGGAUUAAAAUCUCUCGUUGUUUCUAAUAAUAACUUUACGCAUUUAGAUAACAAAACUUUUUCACAUUUAAUUUCGCUACAAUCACUUACAUUGGAAAUGUCAAACAUAUCGCAACUACCUCCUGCCAUAUUUAUGAAGAAUCAAAAUUUACGAAGAGUUAAUUUGGCUCAUAAUAACUUGAAAGACUUAAACAAAGAUGUAUUUGCUUACACAAACAUAUUACAGGAAUUGAAUUUAAAGAGUAAUCGCUUUACAGACUUUCCUCACGAUGCAUUAUUCCAUGCUACUUCGCUCGAGGUUUUAGAUUUAUGUCACAAUCAAUUACAAGGCAUUGACUUCUUUAAAUUAGUGGGAUUGCACAAUUUACGGACUCUUAAUGUGUGUCAUAAUCGCAUUUCCGUAUUGAAUGGUUUUGAAUCUCCGUCGCUUAAAAAUUUGAUAAUAAUAAACUUGAGUCACAAUAUGAUAACAGUUCUUCCAUCGAACUUCUUACAACAUUCAAUAUUUUUAAAAGAAAUAGAUCUAUCACACAAUUUUGUUAGGCAUAUUCCUAGUAAUAGUAUGUCAGAAAUGACUUUUCCAGGUGUAAUUGUAUUAAAUAUAUCUUCAAAUUCUAUAAAACAACUGUUAGAAACAUAUCCGAUUCAGCAAUUUCCACAUUUAGAGGAAUUAGUUGUUACAAAUACAAAUUUAUCUAUUAUAACUAGUAAGGAUUUUGAAAACUUUAAUUCUUUAAGGAAACUAGUAUUAACACAUAAUUUAAUUACAUUAAUCUCGCCUAGUGCGUUUUUGAAUUUACAUAAAUUGGAAACGUUGGAUUUAAGUAAAAAUAAAUUAGAAAAUAUUCCUACAGAGAGACUUCAAGGUUUAUACUCAGCUAAAUUAAUAAACAUUUCUCGCAAUACGAUCAGGGAACUGCAGGACUUUGCAUCAGAUUUACAGAUAUUAGAGAUUUUGGACCUAUCUUUUAAUCAUAUCUCGAGAAUAACUAAAGAUGUUUUUCAAAACCUUGCCAACCUCAGAGAACUUUACUUAAGCGACAACUGGCUAUCAAAAAUAGUAUCAGAUAUAUUUUCAAAAUCAAAAACAAUUGCAUAUAUUGAUUUAAGUCGAAACUACUUUCAAAAGAUACCAUUCGAGAUGCUACGUUCUUUAGAAAUGCAGAUUGAAACGAUCGCCUUUGAUGAAAACCCUAUGGCUUGCAACUGCGAAUCGCAAGACCUUUGGAUAUGGAUGCAAGAUCAUAAAAAAAUUACUUUACAAGGAAAUACAAAGCUACGAUGUGAAUAUCCAGAGAAUCUUUAUGGUUUCAGAUUUUUAGAACUCCCGUCUCAGAAACUUUGCGAUAUACCUGUCGUAAUCCGUAUAGCCAUACAGGACAUUCAGACGUAUUCGGUUUUAGUUUCUUGGCACAGUCGCAAUCAAAGUGGCUUAAAUGGAUAUCAAGUAGCAUACUUCAGGGAGCAAAUGCCAACAAUGAUAAGAGGCAAAGUUCUGAAUUCGACGGCCAGAUCAACGAGAUUAAAUCAUUUGACACCAGGAGCGCGAUACGUAAUUUGUGUUAUCGCUGUCGGCAAUUUUAGAAAUACCGUAGUAUCUUCGACGCCCAAUGCAAGAAUAGCGUCUCCAUCUAUGGAAAAUUCAGGAAUGAACUUAUAUGGUGAUGAACAAAUUUUCAAUAAUUUUCGAUCGUAUAUGAAUGAUUCUUACACUAGUAAAUGUACCAGUGUAAGCACAAUUGAAAUAUUUAGUGGAGCGUUAGAUAGUCAAUUUUCUAACACUUACAUGGCUAUUGUUGAAAUGUUGACAAGAAGACUUAGUUUGGUUGUGGGCUGUUGCAUAGGACUUUUAGUAUUUAUUGUAAUAUUGUCAGUUUUAGGACAUAUGAAGAAGAAAAAACGACCGGUUGUACCCAAAGAUUUCGUUCAGCAGCCUCCUCAAUACAUUUCUUAUGAUAAUUUUACUGUGCCGAAUGUUGAAGUUCAGUCAACAGAUAUCGAUUUAAAUACUAUUUUUAAUAAAACAUACAACACAAUUUAG
Molecule: messenger RNA, 4360 nt
Organism: Nymphalis io (European peacock)
Lineage: Eukaryota; Metazoa; Arthropoda; Insecta; Lepidoptera; Nymphalidae
Product: chaoptin-like
Exons: 5
Coding region: 215-4360 (1381 amino acids)
Molecular function (GO): protein binding
Source: RefSeq, a predicted model, not a curated record